Molecule: messenger RNA, 1524 nt
Organism: Catharus ustulatus (Swainson's thrush)
Lineage: Eukaryota; Metazoa; Chordata; Aves; Passeriformes; Turdidae
Gene: NAA80
Product: N-alpha-acetyltransferase 80, NatH catalytic subunit
Biological process (GO): protein acetylation
Cellular component (GO): cytoplasm
Molecular function (GO): acetyl-CoA binding; N-acetyltransferase activity
Source: RefSeq, a predicted model, not a curated record
CUCUUGGUGGCCCCAGGCUGCUGUGGAAGUGUUGCUCAGUCUCUGAGGCUGCAGGAACCUGUGCCUCGGGCAGUGCAGAUGGAGCUGGGUGGACAAGGACCCCACCUCCCCAUCCAUGCAGGUAGCAGGAGCAGAAAGGCAGCUGUGGUCAGGGAGAGGAGCUCUACCUAGGAGCUGAGCAAGCUAGAACUCAUGAGGACACAUCUGGAGAGUCCAAACUGCACUGCCCAAAAGGCCGGCCAGGUUGGGAAUCCCACCUUGCCCUCAUCCGUGCCCUGGUCAUGCAGGUGAAAGAGCUGUCCUGCACCUCCUGCUUCAUCAUCUUCUUUGUGGUGCCUUCUGUAAAUCCCAUCAUGACUUGAAAGAGACGGAUGGAGAGCUCCCACACAGUGUCUCACUCCUUGGGGUGGAAGGGAGAGUGUGAAGAUGGACAUCCCCAAAACAGCCUUGGGCAGCCCUGCUCCAGAAGGGAGCGGAGCUGCAGCAGUGCAGGUCUGCCCAGUGGGGCUGGUCCCUGGGGCUGGAGGCCCUGCGGAGGGCUGGGCAGCUCAGGGUAGGGUGUUCCGCCGUCCUGCCACGGCCAAGGGUGGGUGGGUCCGUGCGGGAAUUUGGGAGCAGCCCAGAGCCGAGGGGGCAGCGCGGGGCCGGGGCGCGCACGGGGCGUCCUCCGGCCGGCAGAGGGCGCGGGUGCGGCGGGACGGGCGGAGGAAGUGACGGCGGCGGCGGGGCCGGAGAGCGUGAGAAGAAUGGGUUCCGUGUCAGAGGAGCUCAGCUUGGUCCCCUUGCACCAGAGGCCGGAGCUGCUGGAAGCCUGUGCCAAGCUGCUGGGCGAGGAGUGGGGGAAGAGCCGGGCAUCGCGGCUCCACACACUGCAGCGCUCCUCGGAUGCCUUUCCCACCUGCCUGCUGCUGAUCCGGAGCCGGGGCCCCAGCCAGACCCCUGCUGCCCGGGAGGGGCCCUGCGAGCUCGUGGGCCAUGUCCGACUGUCCCGCGUGGUUGGCCGCCCCCAUGACCUCUUUGUGGAGAGCGUAGUGGUGGCCCGGGCGCUGCGGGGCCAGGGCUAUGGGCGGCGGCUGAUGGAGGCCACCGAGCAGUGGGCCCGGGCCCGGGGCUUUCGCUGCCUGCACCUCACCACCCACGACAAGCAGCAUUUCUAUGCCCACCUGGGCUUUGUCCUGGGGGAGCCUGUGCAGAGUGUGGCCUUUCUCAGCCCAGCUAUAUCUUCUGAGGUGCUGCGGCUUUUCUCUGCCCCCUCCGGGGCUGCCACCACCACCAGGCCAUGGGUACCCACUGCCCCCCCGCCUCCCCGCCCGCCCCUCACUGUCCCCCCACCGCCUCCCCCACCGACUGUCAUCUGGGCGAGGGGUGUCCUGGCUGAGAGCAGCGAGCAGAGCCUCCUGGAAUCCCCACACCGUGAUGCCAAAGGGCUCCCCAUCUUCUGGAUGAAGAAGGACAUCCGAGGGGCUGGGGCCCCAAGCCAGUGAUUAAAAGCAGUGUGGGCAGGAGCUGCCCGCUGCAGCACUG